UUUUUUUUUUUUUUUUUUAUUCUAAAUGACAACAAUGUCAACAGGACAUGGUAAAGGCAUGGAGAGUUCUACAAGUUUUUCCAACAAGAGCUCACCGUAUGGAUCCAGUGGUAGUUUAAGUUCAGCUAGUGCACCUGUGCCACCACCACACAGAGUUCCUUUAAAAAGCUCACCUAGUUUGUUGUCACCGGCUGUUGCCCAUAACGGACCAGAGGAUGUACAAUAUUUUCAACAAAACUAUCCACGAGCAUCAGCAGUAUCAGGGCCCAAACAAGCAUAUUAUUCAAUAGGAGAAACAGCCGAAGAUGGCAAUUAUUUACCUGAUAGUUCGUUACAGAUGGCCAUCUUGGCUGGUAAAAGAAGAUAUGAUCGACUGAAUGCUCCUGUCGACCCUGAAUUCCCGCCCAUCACAGUCGAGAAUAUCAAUACAUUACGACAAGAGGCGAAGGCAAGUCAGGAUCCGAGUGUGAAGUUUUUUUUUGCAAGGUUCUUAUUAGAUGCAGUCAAACAUCUAAGAGAAAAUACACAGGAUCCAAUUAGAGUGAAGCAAUUAAAAGAUAAUCUUACAGCUGAAGCAAUCAAGAUCAUAAAGAAAUUAACUGCACAUAAAAUUAGUUAUGCAGAUGCCCAAUUCUUUUUAGCUAAUUGUUACGGUGGUGGUUUGCAUGAUUUGAAAGCAGAUCCUGAUAAAGCUUUCUCAUUAUAUUUACAAGGAUCCAAACAAAACCAUCCUGAAUCCUGUUAUAGAGCUGCUGUAUGUUAUGAACUGGGCAUGGGGACCAAAAGGGAUUAUCGUUAUGCUAUGCAAUAUUAUAGAAAGGCUGCUAACUUAACUGACCCCUCUGGCAUGUAUAAAUUGGGCCUGAUUUUAUUGAACGGCUUAAUAGGACAAUCUAAAAAUCCUCGUGAAGCCAUCUCAUGGUUCCUGAGAGCUGCUCAAAAUGCAGAUCAGGAUCAUCCACAACCGUUACACGAACUUGCCUUAGCGUAUGAACAAGAAGAAGAUCCAAUCUCUUCAGUCAUUCCAGAUAUAAACUAUGCCAGAGAACUAUACACCCAAGCUGCGCAGUUAGGUUAUGCUCCAUCACAAUAUAAACUGGGUUUAGCGUACGAAAAUGGUCUGCUAAACUGUCCAAUUGACCCAAGGAGAUCCAUCGCUUGGUACUCAAGAGCUGCCGAGCAAAAUGAUUCAAACGCUGAAAUUGCUUUAUCUGGUUGGUAUCUUACGGGCGCUGACAAUGUCCUGAUCCAGAAUGAUAAAGAAGCCUAUCUAUGGGCCAGAAAGGCUGCAGAUAGAGGACUUGCUAAAGCCGAAUAUGCUGUAGGCUAUUAUAACGAAACAGGUGUGGGUGUGGUUCAUAAUUUAGACGAAGCCAAGCUAUGGUAUCAAAGGGCCUCCAAACAUGGUGAUGAGAAAGCAACACAAAGAUUACAGACGUUGGCUCAAGUUCAUCAAGUCACUGUCAAAAGAAGACCCACCAGAGACAAAAAUAAUGGCUCCAGUGGAAAAGAUUCUGACUGUACUAUCAUGUAGUUGGUGAUUGAAUAGACUUUUACAUAAAUAAAAAAAAAAAAAAAACUUUGACUUACACAUACCGAUCGCUCAUCCGUUACUUUUGUUCGAGUACGCUAUAUACACC
Messenger RNA from Mucor mucedo, 1640 nucleotides. RefSeq lists its product as uncharacterized. Bases 26 to 1534 code for a protein of 502 amino acids. The record is from RefSeq and is a predicted model, not a curated record. Gene Ontology annotation, molecular function: protein binding. Lineage: Eukaryota; Fungi; Mucoromycota; Mucoromycetes; Mucorales; Mucoraceae. The transcript has a single exon.